AUGGCCGAAGUUUCUCACGCCACUGUCGCCGCCUUGCGCAAGACAUUAACCUCCGAAACAGAGCCUCUCGCUCGCAGAUUUCGCGCUCUAUUCUCACUCAAAUAUGUCGCCUGUCUGAACCCUCCAACCGAGCAAACCGUUCCCGCUAUCGAAGCCAUAGCGGCGGCAUUCACAUCCCCAUCGGCCCUCUUGAAGCACGAGCUAGCCUAUUGCCUGGGACAAUCCAAGAAAGCCGAUGCAGUCCCUCAUUUGCUUCAUGUUCUAAAAGAUAAGGGAGAGGAUACCAUGUGUCGACAUGAAGCGGCAGAGGCACUAGGUGCGUUGGGAUUUGAGGAUAGUUUGGCGCUAUUGAAAGAAUUGAGGGAUGAUAAGAAUGAGCCGGAAGUGGUGCGGGAAACAUGCGAUAUUGCGGUUGAUAGGAUUUUGUGGGAGAUAUCAGAAGAGAAGAAGAAUGAGAAGAUUAGACCCAGUGACUUUGCAUCAAUCGAUCCUGCACCGCCGCUCCCGCAAGCUGCGAAGGAGCCAUCUAUCCCUGAACUGGAGAGUACAUUGCUAGACACCAAACUUCCUCUCUUCAAAAGAUACCGAGCCAUGUUCGCCUUACGAGACCUUGCCUCACCACCCGACCUACCCACCGCUGUUCCCGCGAUCAAUGUUCUAUCCAAAGGUUUAAAAGACCCGUCCGCCCUAUUCCGUCACGAAAUUGCAUUUGUUUUCGGCCAAUUGUGCCAUCCUGCUUCCAUACCGAGUCUUACAUCGACAUUAAGCGACUUGAAUGAGAUGGGUAUGGUACGCCAUGAGGCUGCAGAGGCCCUUGGAAGUCUUGGUGACGAAGAAGGCGUUGAAGAGACGCUGAAGCAAUUUUUGAACGACCCCGAGCAGGUUGUGAGGGACAGCAUUAUUGUGGCGCUUGACAUGGCGGAGUAUGAGAAAAAUGGAGACAAGGAGUAUGCCUUGCUUCCCGAGACUACUGUAGCUUGA
Talaromyces stipitatus ATCC 10500 is the source of this 981-nucleotide messenger RNA. RefSeq names its product HEAT repeat protein. The transcript has 2 exons. Gene Ontology annotation, molecular function: deoxyhypusine monooxygenase activity. NCBI's taxonomy places the organism in Eukaryota, Fungi, Ascomycota, Eurotiomycetes, Eurotiales, Trichocomaceae. Bases 1 to 981 code for a protein of 326 amino acids. The record is from RefSeq and is a predicted model, not a curated record. Gene Ontology annotation, biological process: peptidyl-hypusine biosynthetic process.